Onychomys torridus (southern grasshopper mouse) is the source of this 1243-nucleotide messenger RNA. RefSeq names its product SWI/SNF-related matrix-associated actin-dependent regulator of chromatin subfamily E member 1-like. Gene Ontology annotation, biological process: negative regulation of DNA-templated transcription. The record is from RefSeq and is a predicted model, not a curated record. Gene Ontology annotation, cellular component: SWI/SNF complex. The transcript has a single exon. Bases 23 to 1243 code for a protein of 406 amino acids. Lineage: Eukaryota; Metazoa; Chordata; Mammalia; Rodentia; Cricetidae. Gene Ontology annotation, molecular function: nucleosomal DNA binding; nuclear receptor binding.
ACUGAGAACUUAAUCUUCCAAAAUGUCAAAAAGACCAUCUUAUGCCCUACCUCCCACCCCAACUCCUGCAACACAAAUGCCCAGCACACCAAGGUUUGUGGGAUACAAUCCAUACAGUCAUCUCGCCUACAACAACUACAGGCUGGGAGGGAACCUGGGCACCAACAGCCGGGUCACGGCAUCCUCUGCUAUUACGAUUCCAAAGCCUCCAAAGCCACCAGAUAAGCCGCUGAUGCCCUACAUGAGGUACAGCAGAAAGGUCUGGGACCAAGUAAAGGCUUCCAACCCUGACCUAAAGUUGUGGGAGAUUGGCAAGAUUAUUGGUGGCAUGUGGCGAGAUCUCACUGAUGAAGAGAAACAAGAAUAUUUAAAUGAAUACGAAGCAGAAAAGAUAGAGUACAAUGAAUCUAUGAAGGCCUAUCAUAAUUCCCCUGCAUACCUUGCAUAUAUUAAUGCAAAAAGCCGAGCAGAGGCUGCAUUAGAGGAAGAGAGUCGACAGAGACAGUCUCACAUGGAGAAAGGAGAGCCUUACAUGAGCAUUCAGCCUACUGAGGGCCCAGACGAUUAUGAUGAUGGUUUUUCAAUGAAGCACACAGCCACCGCCCAUUUCCAGAGAAACCACUGCCUCAUCAGUGAGAUCCUCAGUGAGAGCGUGGUACCUGAUGUGCGGUCGGUUGUCACAACAGCUAGAAUGCAGGUCCUCAAGCGACAGGUCCAGUCUUUAAUGGUUCACCAGCGAAAACUAGAAGUGGAACUUCUUCAGAUAGAGGAACGACACCAGGAGAAGAAGAGGAAGUUCCUGGAAAGUACGGAUUCCUUUAACAAUGAACGGAAAAGGUUGUGCGGUCUGAAGGUGGAGGUAGACAUGGAGAAAAUUGCAGCUGAAAUUGCACAGGCGGAGGAACAGGCCCGCAAAAGCCAGGAGGAGAGGGGAAGGAAGCAAUGGAGCAAGCCAAGCGCAGUCAGGGCGGCAGGAAGAGCAAGGGGCAAACAAAGCGAGGAGAAGGACGAGGAGAACAGCCCCAUAGAAACAGAGGAGACACACCUUGAAGAGACGACAGAGAGCCAACAGAAUGGUGAGGAAGGCACGUCUACUCCUGAGGACAAGGAGAGUGGGCAGGAGGGGGUGGACAGCCUGGAGGUGGAAGGGACCAGUGACAGUAACACUGGCUCACAGAGCAACAGUGCCACAGUGGAGGAGCUGCCCACAGACCCCACGCCAGACGACGAGAAGAAGGAAUGA